Procambarus clarkii (red swamp crayfish) is the source of this 1445-nucleotide messenger RNA. The record is from RefSeq and is a predicted model, not a curated record. Lineage: Eukaryota; Metazoa; Arthropoda; Malacostraca; Decapoda; Cambaridae.
UUACGUGGCCCCUGGUUGGCACUCCUGUACUCCAGACGCCUCGAGGCAACAGUGCCACUUCUGGCACUCCUGUACUUCAGACGCCUCGGUGCAACAGUGCCACUUCUGGCACUCCUGUACUCCAGACGCCUCGAGGCAACAGUGCCACUUCUGGCACUCCUGUACUUCAGACGCCUCGAGGCAACAGUGCCACUUCUGGCACUCCUGUACUCCAGACGCCUCGAGGCAACAGUGCCACUUCUGGCACUCCUGUACUCCAGACGCCUCGAGGCAACAGUGCCACUUCUGGCACUCCUGUACUCCAGACGCCUCGAGGCAACAGUGCCACUUCUGGCACUCCUGUACUUCAGACGCCUCGAGGCAACAGUGCCACUUCUGGCACUCCUGUACUUCAGACGCCUCGGUGCAACAGUGCCACUUCUGGCACUCCUGUACUCCAGACGCCUCGAGGCAACAGUGCCACUUCUGGCACUCCUGUACUUCAGACGCCUCGAGGCAACAGUGCCACUUCUGGUACUCCUGUACUCCAGACGCCUCGAGGCAACAGUGCCACUUCUGGCACUCCUGUACUUCAGACGCCUCGAGGCAACAGUGCCACUUCUGGCACUCCUGUACUCCAGACGCCUCGAGGCAACAGUGCCACUUCUGGCACUCCUGUACUUCAGACGCCUCGAGGCAACAGUGCCACUUCUGGCACUCCUGUACUUCAGACGCCUCGGUGCAACAGUGCCACUUCUGGCACUCCUGUACUUCAGACGCCUCGAGGCAACAGUGCCACUUCUGGCACUCCUGUACUUCAGACGCCUCGAGGCAACAGUGCCACUUCUGGCACUCCUGUACUCCAGACGCCUCGAGGCAACAAUGCCACUUCUGGCACUCCUGUACUUCAGACGCCUCGAGACAACAGUGCCACUUCUGGCACUCCUGUACUCCAGACGCCUCGAGGCAACAGUGCCACUUCUGGCACUCCUGUACUCCAGACGCCUCGAGGCAACAGUGCCACUUCUGGCACUCCUGUACUCCAGACGCCUCGAGGCAACAGUGCCACUUCUGGCACUCCUGUACUUCAGACGCCUCGAGGCAACAGUGCCACUUCUGGCACUCCUGUACUUCAGACGCCUCGAGGCAACAGUGCCACUUCUGGCACUCCUGUACUCCAGACGCCUCGAGGCAACAGUGCCACUUCUGGCACUCCUGUACUUCAGACGCCUCGAGGCAACAGUGCCACUUCUGGCACUCCUGUACUUCAGACGCCUCGAGGCAACAGUGCCACUUCUGGCACUCCUGUACUCCAGACGCCUCGAGGCAACAGUGCCACUUCUGGCACUCCUGUACUUCAGACGCCUCGAGGCAACAGUGCCACUUCUGGCACUCCUGUACUUCAGACGCCUCGAGGCAACAGUGCCACUUCUUCGUGUCAAUCUCAUUGUUUUUUCCUCCACUGA